AAAGGGCUUGAUAAUACCUUGGAAAGAAAAGAGGGGUUAUUUACACUAGACUACAUUACAGCAGCCAUAAUCGUCUGCUUGCCAGGAUUCCUAAAGCAAAAGCGAAAGAAAAGAAAGAAGAAAGGAGAAAGGAGGAAGAAGCUCGGCCUGGUGCGGGAAGAAAGAAAAAGGAUAGUAAAGAGGGAUUUAGCAAUUAAAGACGACGACGGGUUGUCUGUGCGGGAAAGGUUUAGGAGCGAUGAUCGAUGCACACUCUGAGAACUCCACAAACCUGAAGACGCUGAUGCAAUCGGGUCAGAUUUCCGGGAGCUUGAGCUUCAAUGGCGCCCUGACAAAAGAGGAGGAGGAGAUGUCCAAAUCUGCUCUCUCCACUUUCAAGGCUAAGGAGGAGGAGAUCGAGAAGAAGAAGAUGGAGGUCAAGGAGAGAGUGCAGGCGCAGCUCGGACGAAUCGAGGAAGAAACGAAGCGCUUGGCCACCAUUCGCGAGGAACUGGAAGCUCUGGCUGAUCCGAUGAAGAAAGAAGUCUCUGUUGUACGUAAGAAGAUCGAUGUGAUCAACAAGGAAUUAAAGCCUCUGGGACAGACUUGCCAGAAGAAGGAGAAAGAGUACAAAGAUGCCCUAGAAGCUUUCAAUGAGAAGAACAAAGAAAAAGUCCAGCUGAUCUCCAGAUUGAUGGAGCUGGUGGGUGAGAGCGAGACAAUGAGGCUGAAGAAACUGGAAGAGCUCAGCAAGAACAUAGAAACGAUACGUAUGGCCUAAAAAUUAUCCAAAUCUCGCCCACUUCUAAUUAGGAUCAUUAUCAUAUGUGUGUUGUAUUUAGCAAAGGGACUCAUUAUGUUAUAUCUAUAUAUAUAUAUAUGUGCGUGUCUGUGUGUUUUGUGUGUCUUUGGAUGAUGGAAGGGUUUCUAAUUUUAGGACAGGGGAUUCAUUCUCUAACCUCUUUCCUUAAAAACCAUAAACAUAUCUGUAACUAUAGUUUCUGUCACUCACUCACUUGUGCUGUUGAUUUGUUCCAGUUGUUUCUUCUUAUUUCUUGUACUGCCAAACUGUUGUAUCUUUUUCAUCUCUAUUGCUGGAAUUUAUUUAUGCAAGAAGCUGUGUGUUGCAAGUAA
Molecule: messenger RNA, 1113 nt
Organism: Andrographis paniculata
Lineage: Eukaryota; Viridiplantae; Streptophyta; Magnoliopsida; Lamiales; Acanthaceae
Exons: 4
Coding region: 239-760 (173 amino acids)
Source: RefSeq, a predicted model, not a curated record